This is a messenger RNA of Apiotrichum porosum, 807 nucleotides long. RefSeq lists its product as uncharacterized. Bases 1 to 807 code for a protein of 268 amino acids. Lineage: Eukaryota; Fungi; Basidiomycota; Tremellomycetes; Trichosporonales; Trichosporonaceae. The transcript is spliced from 4 exons. The record is from RefSeq and is a predicted model, not a curated record.
AUGACGCCAUCUCCUCGCCACAGUAGCGACUCGUCCGCGACUGGGCAUAGUCCACCAGUUGUCGUGCCACUCGAAAACAGGCCUCUUUCACUCGAGCACGCCAACAUCUCCCGCGACACUCACGAGGGCGAAGAUGUCCUCGCGACCUUUCGUCAGGCGUGGUUGGCGGAUAUCGACCAACAGCAGGCUGCCAAUGCGGAACUUGCCACCGACUCUGGGGAGCCUCUCGUUGCACCUGGGCAGUUGACAGCUGUUUAUCGUUUUGCCGACCACUCCGAGCGCGUCUUCAAGGACUCGUCCAAGGCUGGGCUCACCAAUCCGAUCGCGUCAGAGGAGGCCACGGGUGGCGAGGGCAAGCUCCACUCCACCACCGGUGGAACGCAUGCGCGCUUGAUGCAAGUCGAGACAGCGCCAAACAUUGGCAACUGCAACAAGCCCGUGCCCAAGGACCUUCCUGCCACCUCACUUGACCCCAGUCAACAGCCGGACUCUGCCCAGCCCGUCAACAUUCAAAGAGCCACGCAUGACAAUGCCGAAUUGGACGUGACGCACGGUAUCCCGGGCUCGUACUACAUCAACAGCCACGUACAGCCCGUUUCGCCGCCCCGUGGCGAGUCGACAAAUGGCGUGGACAGCAGGGCCCAGGCAUUGGAAACGUCGCUGGCCGCCAUCUCUCCACCCAGGUCGUCGCGCAAGACGGAAGCGCAGCUCAAGAUGCUGGAGGAGGCCAGCGAACCAUUGGCUCCCAAGCAACGAAGAUUCCAAGACGCACCGUUCAACAAAUUGCCCACAGUGGCCAGACGCUGA